GGGGUGGGGGCGGGGGAGGCGGGUAUAAAGCGGCGGCCCCGCCCGCGGUCCCCUCCCUCCUGCCGCUCGGCGCCGCGUCUGGCGGUCGGACGGAGCCUCCUCGGGACGCGUCCAGCCAGGGCGCCCGCGCACUCGGUCAGGACAGCAGGGUGCACGGGUGCCGCCGAGAUGCUGCGAGGCCCCUGCUCCGCCCUCCUGCUCUGGGGGCUCCUGGGGACCCUCCACGCCCAGCAGCAGGAGGUCAUCGCACCUGACCCCUCGGAGAGAAACAGUAACUGCCCAGAGAAAGCCGACUGCCCCGUCAACGUGUACUUCGUGCUGGACACCUCGGAGAGCGUCACCAUGCAGUCGCCCACCGACAGCCUGCUCUACCACAUGCAGCAGUUCGUGCCGCAGUUCAUCAGCCAGCUGCAGGACGAGUUCUACCUGGACCAGGUGGCCCUGAGCUGGCGCUACGGCGGCCUGCACUUCUCCGACCAGGUGGAGGUGUUCAGCCCGCCGAACAGCGACCGCGCCUCCUUCAUCAAGAGCCUGCAGAGCAUCAGCUCCUUCCGCCGCGGCACCUUCACCGACUGCGCGCUGGCCAACAUGACCCAGGAGAUCCGGCGGCACGUGAAAAAGGGGGUCAACUUCGCGGUGGUCAUCACCGACGGCCACGUCACCGGCAGCCCGUGCGGGGGCAUCAAGCGGCAGGCCGAGAGGGCCCGCGAGGAAGGCAUCCGGCUCUUCGCCGUGGCCCCCAAUCGGAACCUGCACGAGCAGGGCCUGCGGGACAUCGCCAGCACGCCCCUGGAGCUGUACCGCAGCAACUACGCCACCAUGCGGCCCGACUCCACCGACAUCGACCAGGACACCAUCAACCGCAUCAUCAAGGUCAUGAAACACGAAGCUUAUGGAGAGUGCUACAAAGUGAGCUGUCUGGAGAUCCCUGGGCCACCUGGCCCCAAGGGCUACCGCGGACAGAAGGGUGCCAAGGGCAACAUGGGUGAGCCGGGAGAGCCUGGACAGAAGGGACGACAGGGAGAUCCAGGCAUCGAAGGCCCCAUUGGAUUCCCAGGACCCAAGGGUGUUCCUGGUUUCAAAGGAGAGAAGGGAGAAUUUGGAGCUGACGGGCGGAAGGGCGCCCCUGGCCUGGCCGGCAAGAAUGGGACCGAUGGACAGAAGGGCAAGCUGGGGCGCAUCGGGCCUCCUGGCUGCAAGGGAGACCCUGGGAACCGGGGCCCCGACGGGUACGUGGGGGAAGCAGGCAGCCCCGGGGAGCAAGGAGACCAAGGCGCCAAGGGGGACCCGGGCCGCCCAGGACGCAGAGGGCCCCCGGGAGAAGACGGGGCCAAAGGAAGUAAGGGCUAUCAAGGCAACAAUGGAUCCCCAGGAAGUCCUGGCGUGAAGGGCGCCAAGGGCGGACCAGGGCCCCGAGGACCCAAAGGCGAGCCUGGACGCAGGGGAGAUCCUGGAACCAAAGGCGGCCCAGGCAGCGAUGGCCCCAAGGGCGAGAAGGGGGACCCUGGCCCUGAGGGGCCCCGGGGCCUGGCUGGAGAGGUUGGCAACAAAGGAGCCAAGGGAGACCGUGGCCUGCCUGGACCCAGGGGCCCCCAGGGCGCUCUCGGGGAGCCCGGGAAGCAGGGAUCUCGGGGAGACCCCGGGGACGCUGGUCCUCGCGGAGACUCAGGACAGCCUGGCCCCAAGGGAGACCCCGGCAGGCCUGGAUUCAGCUACCCGGGACCCAGAGGAGAGCCCGGAGAGAAAGGCGAGCCCGGCCCACGCGGCCCCGAGGGGGGCAGAGGCGACUUCGGCAUGAAAGGAGCCCCAGGGAGGAAAGGCCAGAAGGGUGAGCCUGCAGAUCCUGGUCCCCCUGGUGAGCCGGGCCCUCGUGGGCCGAGAGGAGAGCCAGGACUCGAGGGAGAGCCCGGCCCCCCCGGAGACCCCGGCCUCACGGAGUGUGACGUCAUGACCUACGUGAGGGAGACCUGUGGCUGCUGUGACUGCGAGAAGCGCUGUGGCGCCCUGGACGUGGUGUUCGUCAUUGACAGCUCUGAGAGCAUCGGCUACACCAACUUCACGCUGGAGAAGAACUUUGUCAUCAACGUGGUCAACAGGCUGGGGGCCAUCGCCAAGGACCCCAAGUCAGAGACAGGGACCCGCGUGGGCGUUGUGCAGUACAGCCACGAGGGCACCUUCGAGGCCAUCCAGCUGGACGACGAGCGCAUCAACUCGCUGUCCAGCUUCAAGGAGGCUGUCAAGAACCUCGAGUGGAUUGCGGGAGGCACCUGGACGCCUUCUGCCCUCAAGUUUGCCUACAACCAGCUCAUCAAGGAGAGCCGGCGCCAGAAGACCCGCGUGUUCGCUGUGGUCAUCACAGAUGGCCGCCACGACCCCCGGGACGAUGACCUCAACCUGCGUGCGCUCUGCAACCAUGACGUCACAGUGACGGCCAUCGGCAUCGGCGACAUGUUCCACGAGAGGCACGAGAGCGAGAACCUGUACUCCAUCGCCUGUGACAAGCCACAGCAGGUGCGCAACAUGACGCUCUUCUCCGACCUGGUGGCCGAGAAGUUCAUCGAUGACAUGGAGGACGUCCUGUGCCCAGACCCUCAGAUCGUGUGCCCAGACCUGCCCUGCCAAACAGAGCUGUACGUGGCCCAGUGCACGCAGCGGCCGGUGGACAUCGUCUUCCUGCUGGACGGCUCCGAGCGGCUGGGUGAGCAGAACUUCCACAAGGCCCGGCGCUUCGUGGAGGAGGUGUCCCGGCGGCUGACGCUGGCACGCAGGGAGGACGACCCGCUCAACGCACGCGUGGCGCUGCUGCAGUUCGGGGGCCGUGACGAGCAGCAGGUGGCCUUCCCGCUGACCUCCAACCUGACGGCCAUCCACGAGGCGCUGGCCAGCGCGCGCUACCUCAACUCCUUCUCGCACGUGGGCGCGGGCAUCGUGCACGCCAUCAACUACGUGGUGCAGGACGCACGGGCCGGGGCGCGCCGCCACGCUGAGCUGGCCUUUGUGUUCCUCACGGACGGCGUCACGGGCAACGACAGCCUGGAGGAGGCGGUGCACUCCAUGCGCAAGCAGAACGUGGUGCCCACCGUGGUGGCCGUGGGCAGCGACGUGGACGCGGACGUGCUCUCCAAGAUCAGCCUGGGCGACGCGGCCGCCGUCUUCCGAGAGAAGGACUAUGACAGCCUGGCGCAGCCCGGCUUCUUCGACAGGUUCAUCCGCUGGAUCUGCUAGUGCCCCCCACGCCCGCCCCGCCCCGCCCCGCCCCGCGCUCCUCUCCCUGUGGGCGCCGCCCUCCUGUCGGCGGUGCUACUCAGACCCCACCGCGAGGUCCUGCGCGCUGCCACCUCGAUCUCUCCACGUGUGGGUGUGAAGUCAGGAGCGGACGACCCCGCCCACCCCAGCUCCUCCCAGGGGUCCCACAGCCCUGAGCCGUGGAGCCCACCACCCCUCCCCUCUAUCUCGCCGGCCCUGCCCUCCAUGCCCCCCACGGACUCCAGAGGCUUCCCCCCGCCAUCCCAGCAGCCAGUCUCCAGACCCUCAUCCGCAGGCACUUUGUCCCCUCAGCCUCCCUCAGCCCAGCCUCAUCCUAGAACUCCUGUCCCCACCUCCACCCCCAGCAGCUCGCUGAGCCCCGCCAGCCCUCCAGGCCCUGCUCCCAGGUCUCCCCAUCGCCUCUGGGGGUCACCUGCUCUGGGUCAGACUGAUCUGUGACAGCAGGCCCAGCAUGUCCCUGUGUGCACAUGCCCCAAUCCAAUAAAGGCUUUGAACCCCCUCCUGCUCCCCAGCUCUAUGUGUCUGUGCCCUGCCAGGGACCCCUCCAGGCGGCCAAGGGGACACUCAGCCUGUCCCAUGCCCGCAGACUUGAUCAUGCCCCCAGGGCCCCAUCCCCCUACCUGCUCAGUGCACUGCAGUAGUGCUGGGCCUGGCCUCCUCUCUUAGGGCAGGUGCUGCCCCCAGGCACUGGCCACCCACACCGUCUCCAAGUGCAUAGACUGGAUGCCUCAGCUGUGGAUCCACCCGGUCUAGUCAGCUUUGGGCUGAAAAGGAUGCUACUUGAUGGAUGAAGUUUUCCUCUGUCCCCGAACCAGGGCCACCGUGCUUUCAGAAGCUUGUUGGUUUGCAUGAAAACAUUCUGUGGAUAGAUAAAUAGAUAGAUUCCAUUUUUCUCUGGAACCUCAGCGACUUUCUGUUCAAACCCCUGGCCUCGGAAGCUCACCCUCUGGGAAGCACCAUAUUAAACCACCAGCUCCCACAGGCA
Messenger RNA from Equus caballus (horse), 4252 nucleotides. It is a transcript of the gene COL6A2, whose product is annotated as collagen type VI alpha 2 chain. NCBI's taxonomy places the organism in Eukaryota, Metazoa, Chordata, Mammalia, Perissodactyla, Equidae. The record is from RefSeq and is a predicted model, not a curated record.